GGGAGGGGGGGCAUUUCUGCAGAUUUUGGGAAACCGACGCACGCACACACACACACACACACGCGCACACACACAGAGACACACACAACCUCUGGCUGCGCGCGCGCGAGGUGCCACAUCGGAACGGAAUAUAAGCGAUCGUCAUGCUGCUGAUCCUCCUGCAGUUGUUGGUGCUCGUGUCGUGCGAUCCUCCGCGGUGUGACCCGGCAUUUCGAGGGCAGUGCAAGCCAACAGUGGAAGACAAACCCAAAUGCACGGACGUGCUUCUGUCCUACUGCGACGACAUGGCCUACCCCCAGACCAUGUUCCCCAACAUCCUCGGCCACAAGACCCGCGAGGACGCCGAGUCAGGCGCCGAGUACCUCCUCGUGAGCGUGGCCGAGUCUCUGCUGGGGGGGGUGUGCAACCCUGACAUCCGCAUGCUGGGCUGCUCCGUGUUGGCGCCCCGGUGCGAGAAGGAGAAGGUGCUGAAGCCCUGCCGCGCCGCCUGCGAGGCGGUGCGUAAGAGGUGCGGCCACGCCUUCGAGGGGAUCGACAUGGCCUGGCCCUACUUCCUGGACUGCGACCGCUUCUUUGCCAGCGAGCAGGAGGGAUGUUACGACCCGCUGGAGGGCCUCAGAGCCGAGGAGGACGCAGAGGCCCUUGACAGCAUGGAAACGGCUCCUGCGGAAGACCCGGCCAUGGCGAUGCGGUUCACCUACCACACCAACGCUCAGAUGGUCGGCGUCCUGAAGAAGAUCGAGGAGCGGUGCUCCGACGUGGCGAGAACCUACAGCAUCGGCCGCAGCACGGAGGGCAGGGAGCUGCUGGUAAUCGAGUUCUCAAACAACCCCGGACGACAUGAACUGCUCGAGCCAGAGUUUAAGUACAUCGGCAACAUGCACGGAAAUGAGGUCCUGGGCCGCCAGCUGCUGAUCUACUUGGCUCAGCACAUGUGCUCAGAGUAUCAGCUGGGCAACGAGCGCAUCCAGACCCUCGUCAACACCACCCGCAUCCACAUUCUGCCCUCCAUGAACCCCGACGGAUACGAGGCGGCGGUUUCUGGACUCCCGGACAACAACUACGGGGACGACGAGGAGCAGGGUCCCAGAUAUGAAUCUUGGAACAUCGGCCGCAGCAACGCCCAGAACAUCGACCUGAACCGGAACUUCCCGGACUUGACCUCGAUCGCUUACGGCCGACGCAGACAGAAGCGCCACCGCACCGACCACAUCCCGAUCCCAGACCGUUUCUGGUUUGGUAAGGUCGCACCAGAGACUUAUGCUGUCAUGAAAUGGAUCCGCUCCAUCCCUUUCGUGCUCUCCGCCAACUUCCACGCCGGGGACCUGGUGGUGUCCUACCCCUACGACCUGUCCAAACACCCGCAGGAGCGCAACAUGUUCUCCCCGACGCCGGACGACAAGGUGUUCAAGCUUCUCGCGAGAACAUAUGCAACUGCACACGAGACGAUGUCCAGUGAAAAUGCCCAGUGUGGGACGUCCCAUACGAACAGCCCCAAGGGAACUGUUAAUGGAGCGCAGUGGUCCAGCAUUGCAGGUGGCAUGCAAGACUUCAACUAUCUCCACACCAACUGCUUCGAGUUGACCGUGGAGCUGGGCUGUGAUAAAUUCCCUCCCGAAGAGGAACUGUAUGUCGGCUGGCAAGAAAACCACGAGGCUUUGAUCGAAUUCAUGGAAGCGGUCCAUUUAGGUAUCAAAGGAAUCGUUAAAGAUGAGGAGGGCAACGCCGUCAAAGGUGCACAAAUAUCGGUCCGAGGAAUACGGCAUGACAUCACCACAGCUGAAGACGGAGACUACUGGCGCCUCCUCACCCCCGGCAUCCACAUCGUGACCGCCUCGGCGCCCGGCUACUCCAGAAGCAUGAAGAAAGUCCACCUGCCCCGGCGCAUGCCUGCGGCGGGCCGGGUGGACUUUGUGUUGCAGAGAGCCGCACCGGAGCUCGACCCGCCGGAGGAGGAUGAGGACGGCCCGUUGACGGGCACCCACGACCGCUUCGACCCGUACAACCAGUACGAGCGCUACGCCCUGAUGUCGGAUUCGAGCCAGAACCGCGAGGAAAGGGCGGAGAAGCCCUGGUGGUGGAACUACUUUGUCGUGCCGGGAGGCCCCGCGCCAACCUGGCUGCUAAAGCACUACUAAGAAAGAUGGCGUCGACUCCUCCAGCGUCCACAAAGCAGCGUAGAAUGUAUUGCUUUUUAUUGACGUUGCAAUGAGUCAAAGCAUUGAGCCUUUUACCUACAACAAUACUUAGUUAAUAGAAGUAUGUAAAGAACUUUUAUAACAAUUUCACAGCGGAAAUAAAUCUAUAAGCUCACUCA
Messenger RNA from Gasterosteus aculeatus aculeatus (three-spined stickleback), 2317 nucleotides. RefSeq names its product carboxypeptidase Z. The record is from RefSeq and is a predicted model, not a curated record. Gene Ontology annotation, molecular function: zinc ion binding; metallocarboxypeptidase activity; protein binding. Gene Ontology annotation, biological process: protein processing; peptide metabolic process. Lineage: Eukaryota; Metazoa; Chordata; Actinopteri; Perciformes; Gasterosteidae.